UAGCUGUUAGCUGUUAGCUUUUAGCUGUUAGCAGUUAGCUUUUAGCUCUAACCUUAUUUUCUUUUUGUCAGGGGUGGAAAAUGCUUUUCAUCGGUGACAAACGUAACCAUCGACAACAACAUGGCUACAGUGUCGGUGGUGAACGUCACCUCUGUGUUCCACGUGCUGCCGAGCAGUGACGACUGUCUGGUCCUGAGCAUCAACAGCACCCUGGGGAACCUGGAGAACCUGCUCAAGUUCCUGAACGUGAGCGGCGGGCCGGCGGCCGAGGGUUCCACCAUGCGCUCGCUCUACCUGAUGGGACGAGAGUCGACCGUGAAAGACUCAGACCUGCAGAUGUUCAAGAACCAGGCGAGCUGCCUCGGCAUCCCUGUAGAACCGGGCUUCUACUACGACCCCAAGACAGAUUUCUGCACCCAGGGAGAAUCCAUCAAGUUAACCAACUGAAAGUCUCCGAUCGACCAAAUGUUUCAAACUGUAAAACACAAGUAAACACAAACUGUCUCCUGA
Scophthalmus maximus (turbot) is the source of this 510-nucleotide messenger RNA. RefSeq lists its product as uncharacterized. Bases 121 to 447 code for a protein of 108 amino acids. The transcript is spliced from 4 exons. The record is from RefSeq and is a predicted model, not a curated record. NCBI's taxonomy places the organism in Eukaryota, Metazoa, Chordata, Actinopteri, Pleuronectiformes, Scophthalmidae.